AUGGCAUCUAACAACCCCGGGAACUUUGCCAACCGACCCAAGGAGGAGGUCCGCGAGAUCGCAGCCAAGGGAGGGCAUGCCUCUCACGGCGGAGGUCGCAGCGGCGGCAAUGGUGACAGCCACAACGACUCCAGCGCCGGGGGACAGCCUGGCCGCAACCCCGACGGAACCUUCACCAAGGGCAGCCAAGUGGCCUCUGAGCUUGGGGCUAUCGGCGGACACCACUCUCACGGAGGAGGCAAUGCGAGCAACCACAAUGACGACUCGGGCUUUGGAGGCACGUCUGGCGGGGCCUCGCACCCUGGUCGUAACCCCGACGGCACCUUCACCAAGGGCAGCGAGGAGGCGUCUAGGCUGGGGCAUAUUGGAGGAAGCAAGUAG
This is a messenger RNA of Westerdykella ornata, 381 nucleotides long. RefSeq lists its product as uncharacterized. The coding region runs from base 1 to 381 and encodes 126 amino acids. The transcript has 3 exons. NCBI's taxonomy places the organism in Eukaryota, Fungi, Ascomycota, Dothideomycetes, Pleosporales, Sporormiaceae. The record is from RefSeq and is a predicted model, not a curated record.